Molecule: messenger RNA, 4432 nt
Organism: Parasteatoda tepidariorum (common house spider)
Lineage: Eukaryota; Metazoa; Arthropoda; Arachnida; Araneae; Theridiidae
Source: RefSeq, a predicted model, not a curated record
AAUAAAUUAACCUGGGGCUAUGAAGAUGUUCCUUAAACUUAUAAAAACCCAAAAGAAUUAUUCUAAAUCCCUGUCUGCCAUUUAGUAAGGAGGGAUUCAACAGUUCCUUAUGGAUUGGCAGAAUAUUCUAUUCGUGACUGGUCUUUUGACUUUAUUAACGUUAUCCAAUGCAGGAGGAGACCAUAUUAAAGGUGGCGGUCACAUAAAAGGUGGCUCGGAAACAGUCCAACAUCCAGUAAUACAGGAAGAAAUCGCACCAUCAACUCAUAAUUUCAACACAAAAUCAAGUGAUGCUUACGGUACCAAAGUGCUCCAUACGAAAACUGGUGACGAAGUUAUUAGUCCUUCCAAUGCGAAGGUUGGAGUGAUAACAAAAACAGUUUUAGGUGCACCUCCUCAUCCACUUCAAUCACAAGAUGCAGUUUUUCUAUCAGGAAAAACAUCACUUGUGGCACCGAUAAGAGAUCCUGUAGCACACCCAGUAGCGACAGAACAGACACGAAAAACAGUUGCAAAUCCAUUAGAAACACAACCAGCAGGUGUAAAAGUUGCUAGAAGGAAAAUUAUUAAAACAAUUCGACGAAAGCCGGAAGCGACUGCCCAAGUAAAAACUAUACAACCAGUUCAACAACAGGUACCUACUUCAUUAAGUGAAGAUGACGUACAAAUAGUUCUACCUGAUUCUAAGAAAGUUGCACCAGCUCCAAAACCGAUUACAAAGACUGUAAAAACAUCUACCAAAUCAAAAAUAAAUAGAUCGCCUUUGAUUACUAUAGAUGGUUCAGAAAACGAUGCUGGGAGAGAAGUAAUUGUGCUGGAAGAUGGGACUAUAGUAGAUGCGAAGGAUACUUCCAGAUUACUAGGACAGACAGCAAGCUUAGUACCAGAUGGAGGGAUUCGCCAAGGUUCGACUCAAACGAUUAAUCAAGAUUUUAAGAUGGUUCGUGGCUCACAAAUUCCUCGCAGUGACAUUAGACCAAAUUUUGAGAGCAGAAAUCCAUAUACAGAUUUUGGAUUGAAUAUUGAAGCAGCUGCUGCUCCCCCCGUUGGUUCACCAGAAUUGUUAGAACCAAUUGUUGUACCAGGUGGGCCAGGAGGAGCAUCACUAACCCUUACUGAGACAGAAAUUCAAAACAUUUUAUUAUCUGGUGGUAUCGUGGAAUUUCCUGUAAAUUCUCAAGGAAGCUUUCCAGCAGAUACAGCUGGUGCUCCACUAGCAGGAAUAGUCAGAACAGCUCAAACUGGUGAGACUACCAGAUCAAAUGUGCAAUCAGUUUCACAGGUGUCACCGGCAAGAAAACCCACCUUAAAUGUUCGUCCCAUUGAUCAAAAAAGAACAGAAUUUAAAUCACAGACGGCAACAGUUACUUCUAGUUCUAGAGGUGCAUCAGUAUCAGGCUUAGGUGGGAGUGGUGGAUCAGUUGUAGUUCCCGGUGGAGCUGGAGGUGCAUCGUUUUCCCUUACUGAGGACGAGAUUCAAAAAAUUUUGUCUUCUGGUGGAAUUGUAGAAUUUCCCGCAGGCACUCCAUCAGGUGUUCCAGGAACCGGAUUAAGUACAGCUUAUCGAGGAGGUGUAACAACAAUGAGAUCUAAUGCACAAGCAGUUUCACAGACAUCAUCGGCAAGAAAACCUACCGUAAAUGUUCGUCCCAUUGAUUUAAAAAGAACAGAAUUCAAGUCACAGACGGCAACAGUUACUUCUAGUUCUAGAGGUGCAUCAGUAUCAGGCUUAGGUGGGAGUGGUGGAUCAGUUGUAGUUCCCGGCGGACCUGGAGGUGCAUCAUUUUCCCUUACUGAGAACGAGAUUCAAAAAAUUUUGUCUUCUGGUGGAAUCGUAGAGUUUCCCGCAGGCACUCCAUCAGGUGUUCCAGGAGCAGGAUUAAGUACAGCUUAUGGAGGAGGUGCAACAACAAUGAGAUCUAAUGCACAAGCAGUUUCACAAACAUCAUCCGCAAGAAAACCUACCGUAAAUGUUCGUCCCAUUGAUCAAAAGAGAACAGAAUUUAAGUCACAGACGGCAAGAGUUACUUCUAGUUCCAGAGGUGCAUCAGUAUCAAGUUUAGGUGUGAGGGGAGGAUCAGUUGUAGUUCCUGGUGGACCUGGAGGUGCAUCGUUUUCCCUUACUGAGGACGAGAUUCAAAAAAUUUUGUCUUCUGGUGGAAUUGUAGAAUUUCCCGCAGGCACUCCAUCAGGUGUUCCAGGAGCAGGAUUAAGUACAGCUUAUGGAGGAGGUGCAACAACAAUGAGAUCUAAUGCACAAGCAGUUUCGCAAACAUCAUCGGCAAGAAAACCUACCGUAAAUGUUCGUCCCAUUGAUCAAAAGAGAACAGAAUUUAAGUCACAGACGGCAACAGUUACUUCUGGUUCCAGAGGUGCAUCUGUAUCAAGUUUAGGUGUGAGGGGAGGAUCAGUUGUAGUUCCCGGUGGACCUGGAGGUGCAUCAUUUUCCCUUACUGAGGACGAAAUUCAAAAAAUUUUGUCUUCCGGUGGAAUAGUAGAAUUUCCCGCAGGCACUCCAUCAGGUGUUCCAGGAGCAGGAUUAAGUACAGCUUAUCAAGGAGGUGUAACAACAAUGAGAUCUAAUGCACAAGCAGUUUCACAGACAUCAUCGGCAAGAAAGCCUACCGUAAAUGUUCGUCCCAUUGAUCAAAAAAGAACAGAAUUUAAAUCACAGACUGCAACAGUUACUUCUAGUUCUAGAGGUGCAUCAGUAUCCGGCUUAGGUGGGAGUGGUGGAUCAGUUGUAGUUCCCGGUGGACCUGAAGGUGCAUCAUUUUCCCUUACUGAGAACGAGAUUCAAAAAAUUUUGUCUUCUGGUGGAAUUGUAGAAUUUCCCGCAGGCACUCCAUCAGGUGUUCCAGGAGCAGGAUUAAGUACAGCUUAUGGAGGAGGUGCAACAACAAUGAGAUCUAAUGCACAAGCAGUUUCACAGACAUCAUCGGCAAGAAAACCUACCGUAAAUGUUCGUCCCAUUGAUCUAAAAAGAACAGAAUUCAAGUCACAGACGGCAACAGUUACUUCUGGUUCAAGAGGUGAAUCAGUAUCAGGUUUAGGUGUGAGGGGUGGAUCAGUUGUAGUUCCCGGCGGACCUGGAGGUGCAUCAUUUUCCCUUACUGAGGACGAAAUUCAAAAAAUUUUGUCUUCCGGUGGGGUUGUAGAAUUUCCCUCAAAUACUCCUUUAAGCACUCCAGGAAUAAGAGAUUCUUUGUUAAAAGAAACAAGACCAGUUAAUAGAGUACAAAAUGAUGUAUCAUCCCUUAGAUCCAAUGUUCAAUCGUUAACGCGUGCAUCUGCUGUGAGGAAACCUACAAGCGGCACUUCUGAUUCUUCAGAUCGAAAAAGAAUGGACUUGAAAAGUCAAACUUCUACAAUUACUUCAAAUGCACGUAGAACACUUUCCCCGAAUGCUCCUAUUUCAGGGGGACCUAUAAUUGUUUCAGGUGGACCCGGGGGAUCAUCUUUAACACUGAGUGAGGAAGAAAUAAAUAGAAUAUUGGAAUCUGGUGGAGUGGUAGAAUUCCCUGUGGAUGCCCCCGCAUUUUCUUCAGGUGACUUAUCAAGAAAUAUUCAAGAACCAUCUAGAUUUUAUUCUGGUGAAGAUAAGCAAGUGUUUGCUACCAGAGGCGCUCAAGGUGCUUCACUUUCUGUUGGAUCAGGUGCUGCAAACAAUAAACUAAAUUCUGGUCAAGUUCAUUUGGAAACAGUCUUUUCUGAAACUGACCCUUCCUUAAGUCAGGACGAGAUUAAGCCAGCUUUCGCUCAAGGUCCAGAAUUCAGUCAACAAAAGUUCACUAAAGAGCAAGUGCCGAAUCUCCUUUUUAAAGAAGGGGAUGUACAACUACAUCAAGCAUCAAAUUUGGCCAAUUCUCCCAUUGCUCAAGCGUUAGUUGCAGACAGCAAUGAUAAGCAGACACAAUUGAAAUUGGAGGAUCCCCUGGAACAAAAGCCUGUAGCAAAUGAUGCAGUUCUCUCUCAAUUUAGAGUAAAUCCUUUGACACUAGAAAAAAGGCUAGUACUUGACAAUCUCAGUUCCAAAUAUUUGCAAGAGAAAGUUCCUGUUGAAGUGCCUGGAUACGUUCCACCCCCAUCCCAUAUGUCACCAUUUAAUUACCGCGUACCACACCUAAAAGGCUUAAAAUCAACGACACCAGUUGUUCAGGAACAGCAAAGAAUGGAACAGAUAUUGGUUUAAAAACAAUAUUUCGUUUAGUCUAAUUUUAAAAUACCAUUUAUACUGAUAUGUGUUCUUUUUGUUAAAAGUUAGUACUACUAUUAAAUAUACUUAGUAUACUUAGUAUAUUUAAGUGUUAUUUCUCUUAUUUUUCAAACUUACUAUGUAAAACCAUGAAAAAAUUGAAAAUAAUAAACAAUAAGAACAAAUAUUAUUAUAGAAAAUAUUAUAUUGGAUGUUGGUGGUAGAAAUGUUUUUUUC